AUGGGACCCAGUUACCGCGACGCGGCCGUGCUGGCAACAGCGGCUGUCGCUCACUGUGUGAGCAGGAUUCGACGGCUGGGCCUGGAAGUAGCGCUUCCAAACAAGUGGAACUUCAGAGCACACUUUGAGCGCCUGGCGCCCAGGUUGGUGCGAGCGGCUGCGGCCUUUGGGCGCAUACUGCCAAAUCUGGGUGGGCCUAAGGCAUCAUGCCGCCGCCUGUACACGGGAGUCCUGCGCUCAAUGGCUCUCUACGGUGCCCCAGCGUGGGCUGACGCACUCAGUGAUAAGAACAUAUCACAGCUACGGCGACCGCAGAGAGUGAUGGCGCAGCGAGUGAUAAGAGGGUAUAGGACAGUAGGUACUGAAGCAGCUUGCGCCCUAGCGGGAACCCUACCCUGGGAUCUGGAGGCGCAAAUCCUGGCUUCCCUAUUCGUAUGGCGUAAGGAGGCUCUGGCUCGCGAUCUCUGGCCAGCGCCCCAGGAGAUCAGAGCGCAGCGAGAGAUACUUCACCAGGCAGCAGUAGAGCGGUGGUCAGCCAGGCUUGAGCACCCAAGCGCAGGAGUCCGCACCAUCGAAGCGAUACGGCCAGUGCUCCAAAAAUGGUUAGACCGUACUUUCGGGCCAUGGCUGCUUCGGCUCGUACCUGUACAAAGUCGCUCGGAGAGAGCCGACACCGGAGUGCCACGCGUGCGGGGCUGGCGAGGACUCGGCCUGGCACACGCUGGCCGAGUGUCCGGCAUGGGGGCGGAGCGGCGGGAGGUGGUGGCCCGGGUGGGGCCAGACCUGUCGCUGCCGGCGGUGGUGCGGGCCAUCGUGGCUAGCGAAGAAGGGUGGGAGGCUCUGCUCUCUUUCAGCGAGCACGUCCUCAAAGAGAAGGAGGCGGCGGAGCGCGAACGGGAAACCCAGGCCGAGGCAAACCCGAUGCGCCGCCGCCGCACAGGCCGCAGACGUGCCGCUCACGAGCGGAACCUGCCACCCUAA
Messenger RNA from Leguminivora glycinivorella, 981 nucleotides. RefSeq lists its product as uncharacterized. The coding region runs from base 1 to 981 and encodes 326 amino acids. The record is from RefSeq and is a predicted model, not a curated record. The transcript has 3 exons. NCBI's taxonomy places the organism in Eukaryota, Metazoa, Arthropoda, Insecta, Lepidoptera, Tortricidae.